Pneumocystis carinii B80 is the source of this 390-nucleotide messenger RNA. Its product is annotated as glutaredoxin. Bases 43 to 345 code for a protein of 100 amino acids. Gene Ontology annotation, cellular component: nucleus; cytoplasm. The record is from RefSeq and is a predicted model, not a curated record. Gene Ontology annotation, biological process: cellular response to oxidative stress. Lineage: Eukaryota; Fungi; Ascomycota; Pneumocystomycetes; Pneumocystales; Pneumocystaceae. The transcript is spliced from 4 exons. Gene Ontology annotation, molecular function: glutathione disulfide oxidoreductase activity.
CUUUUACGUCUCUAUAGAAAUAUUAAUUCAGCUAGUUUAAGGAUGUCAGAAGAGGUUAAGAAGCAGGUAGAAUCGCUAAUUUCUAAGCACAAAGUAGUAGUUUUUUCUAAAACAUAUUGUUCAUUUUGUAAUAGUACUAAAAGGAUUCUUGAAGAAGAGGGAUUUGAUUCGUAUGUUUUAGAAUUGGAUAAAAUUGAGAAUGGAGCAGAGAUUCAAGAAUUUUUAUUUGAGAUGACGUCUCAAAAAACGGUUCCUAAUAUAUUUAUCGGAGGAAAACAUAUUGGGGGGAAUUCGGAUUUAGAAGGGCUUAGAAAUAGUGGCGAAUUAAAGAAAUAUCUUAAAUAGAAGUUUUUAUAUAGGUAGAUUUUUUGUGUAUUAUUUAUAUAUUAU